Xenia sp. Carnegie-2017 is the source of this 648-nucleotide messenger RNA. RefSeq lists its product as uncharacterized. The record is from RefSeq and is a predicted model, not a curated record. The coding region runs from base 1 to 648 and encodes 215 amino acids. The transcript has a single exon. NCBI's taxonomy places the organism in Eukaryota, Metazoa, Cnidaria, Anthozoa, Malacalcyonacea, Xeniidae.
AUGGCCCCUCAACAGCAAGCGAUUCUUUCGAUUUUAACUGCGCUAAUUUCGAGCAUUAUAGCGUUUAUCCAAUUGAAUAUUACCGUCGUAAAUUAUCAGGAAAGCUAUGAAAGAGAGCGUGCGGCACUGAUACGGCUGCUUUCAAUACCAGUAGCCAGAAAUGUGUCGUUAAAACGAUUAAAUAAAAUACGCCAAGCACGACCUCGAAGAUUUUGGGUUAGACCCGGACGCACAAGCGCUUGGUGGGAAAGUUUUUUGAAUGAAAUAGUUAUUCCUGAAGAGUGGAGGGAAAAUUUUCGUAUGGGUCGAGUCUCUUUGUACAGGUUAGCCGAAGAGUUAAGACCCUUCAUUCAAGGCAAGGACACCGUGAUGAGAACAUCAAUCGACCCUGUAAAACAAGUGGCAAUAACUUUAUACUAUUUGAGUGACGAAGGUCGUUUACGGAAAACGGCAAAUGCGUUUGGAAUUUCAAGGCAGACCGUUUCAAAGAUCGUAAGAAAAGUCUGCAAGGCAAUAACGGUUAAUCUGGGCCCAAAGUACAUUAAACUGCCGUUUACAGAAGAAGAGGUGAACGAUCUCGUAAAAAAUUUCACAGAGUGCAUGGAUUUCCUCAAUGUUUGGGAGCCAUUGACGGAACUCACAUUUUAA